AUGAAUCCAUUCUUUAAGCGAAAUUCAUAUCAAAGCGAAACUUCAAGCAGUGGAGACCCAAUAAAUUUAUAGCCCACCAUAUUUAUUAAUAAUAACUAUAAUUAAAAGAAAGAAUUAGCAACAAUGAUAGAUUAGUAGAAUUACAUUAAUAAAGAAAAUAGUAAUGAUGCAAAUAUUUAAGCCUAAUCUCAAUUUGCAGGACGUAAAAUAUCUACCACUCAAAAUAUCACUGUGAAGACUUCAAAAAAUAAAAAAUUCCCUAUUCCUUUAAUGCAAAAGUCAAUAAAGUAAAGAAUUGGAGAUUAAUUUGGAUAAGCAUAUAUAGUUAGAGAAGACUUGGAUUUUGAUAGCCCUGAAAUAUAUGCUCCUAAUAUGACAAUUGAAUCUAUUACAGAUAAAAAUAAAUAAGGAAAGCAAACAAGAAGCAGCACUUCUAAGCAUGUGCCAACUCAAUCAACAAAAAGCAAAAGUUCUCAAAAGAAUUCAUCUAGAUAGCCUAACACUACUAAAUCUAACCCAAAUUGUUAAAUUGAUCUUUUUUUUAAUCACCUAAACGAGUACCCUCAAUCUAAUUAGCAAAAGCUUGUAUAAAAUGUAAAUUCAAAUGGAUACUUAAAUGGUCAGCAGUAACAAUAAGCAUAGAUAACAAAAAAAGCAUAGGAAAAGAAUGGCCAUGAAUAGCACUCACAUAAAAGAACUGUAUCCAAGCAUAAUGGAGGAAAUAAGAGCACAGUAGCUCUAUCAAAUGCAGGUGCAAAGAAGAAAUCUAAAAAGAAAACAAUAUCAUUAAAAGGCUUGAAUAAUACACAAACAACUUCUUCAGACAUGAACACCAUUUCAUAAAUUCCAUCUGACUCUAUUAAUAUAUUUAACUAAUUCGUUCCACCUUCAUCAGUCCAUUAAUAGUAGUCUCAUAACCAAUAAAUUAACUUUAAUGGGAAUUAAUCUGUUACAAGUUAAAGAAGUAACAAUCAUCAUGCUCUUUAACAACUGAAUCUUCUUAGCUAAAAUCAAAAUAAGUAAGGAUAAGACGGCACUGCUUUUUAUCAAAACUAAUAAAAUAAUAGUUUUUGUUCAAAUUAAUUUUAGUAGAACUAAAUCAAUAUGAAUCAGUAUAAUAAUUUGAAUAAUGAAAACGGUUAAAUUUGUCAUACUUCAAAUACUGCUACAUUUGAAGCUCAUGGGACUAUAGAUGUUGAAGACUAUAAAAUAAAUGGCAAUAGAAAAAAUAAUUAGAUUUUUGGUUACCAAAAUGAAGAUAGAAAACAACGUACAAGUGCUUCAAAAAAGAAAUUAAAUGCCUCCAAAAGGUAGUCUUCGAGAUCAAAAAGUGCAGGAAAAAAAAGUUUAUCUAAAGUUAAUGCAAGUAUGAGCUAAGUAAAUACUACUUUUACAAAAUCUAAGUAGGUUGAUUUAAAUAAAACUGACACUCUUAAUGUCACAAAUAAAUCCUUUAGUUAAACAAACAACAAAAAAAAGACCUAAAGAAGCCCAAGUGGAGGUCAUCAAAAUUCUAACUUAAAUCAAAUAAGCAUCGAUAAUAUCAAAAAGAAAAAAAUUUAAGAAAUUAUUUAAAAGUAAAUCGAGCUCGAAAAUGAAAAGAAAAUUUAAUAAAAGAAACUGUAACUUCAAAUUGAUAAUGAAACUAUUAGGAUUAAUAAUGGAUAAAGAUUUUUGAAAUAGAAGGCUAAGAAAGAUGAUCCUAAAUUUCCUUGGGGAUUUAACUAAUAAAAAAGAUUCUCAUAGCACAGAUCAGAAAAAAGCUAAGAAAGAAUCAACAAUCUUAAUAACACAUAAAAGUAUGAUGAAACAAAAAGAAGAGAGCUUUUUGGGCUUAGCUUUUUAAAUAAGAUAGAUGAAAAUACCUUACAAAGUAUUAAAAAAAAAAAUUAAGAAUAAAAAGAACACAAAGAGUAACAAUUUGAGCAUCACCAUAGUAAUAGGGCUUAAAAGACUUUGGAAGAACAUUAAAAUAUUUUAGCUUUCAUGGAAUAUUAAAAAAAAAGAUAAAUAGAGAAAAGUAAAGAAUUAGAAUAGGAGAAAAAAGAAAUUUAAAAGAUGAAAGUUGAGAAUUUAAAAAAAUUAAAUGAUACUAUUAAAAGGUAAUAAAGAUCUUCACGUUCUAAAUCUGUUUAAAAGAAAUCCUUUAUUAUGAACAUAAACGAUAACUAACAGAGUUAGAAUAGUUAUUAUUAAAUAAGAUAGGGACGAAGCACUUCUGAGGAUGCCUACGCUCUAUAAAGAGUUCCCUCAGACUUCAUCAGAUAAUAGCAAGUUUUACAUAAUAAGUUAUUUUUACAGCAAAAUACAAUUAUUAAUUAACAACAAAGUGACAUAAAAAUUGAUAUUGAAGCUCUUGAAAAUGAAUAAAAUAGUGAUAGAAAGUUUAGUUUGUUAAAUAAUGAAUGCAAGAGUAUAUUGCAUUAAGCUAAAUUAGAGUAAAAUUUAAAGCAAUAAAAUUUAAACUUGUCUAUCGUGUCAAAUAAAGGAGAUAAUACUAACCAAACUUUACACUAAAAUUAUAUGUAAGUAGGAAGUCACCCUGGAAAGAUGAGCUCUGGAUAAACUAGUCUACAUAGCUUUAUAACAAAAAAUAGUAAAGAAACUUCAAAUUAAAAAGUACUUUAAGAAUCAAAUAGAAAUCAAAUUAUUCAUUAAAAAUUUGAGCAAUAUUUAAAUAUUUAAAAGAGGCUUUAAUUAUUAUAAGAUUAAAUGCUACAAAAACAACAACAACAAUAAUAGCUAUAAAACUAAGUAAUUAUCUAAAAUUAAGGAGGUAAUUAGUAAUAAUAAUAAUAACAACAAUUAGCACUCUAAAGCGUUGAUUAAUACUUAUAUGAAAUUUAAAACUAACUUUAAAAUUAAGAAAACAACUAUCAUGAAAAUACUCAAAAUAUGUAUUAUAUUUAGCAUCCUGAAGAAAGUUAAAAUAAUAAUUUCUAGUCAAGUAAUGAGAACUAGCACAUACCCUCUGAAAGUGAUGUGGAUCCUAGAUUGGUAUUGGAAUCUUCUUCUUCAUCAAUAGAUUCAGAUUACUCUUAGAGAAAAAAUAUUAAAUACCAGUAACAAUAGUAGAACAAUAUAUAAUAAAAUGGAGCUCCAAUUUAAAAUCCUUCUAAACAAAACUACUCUAACAGAUACUCUAAUUAGGAUAGCUAAAUCAACUACGAAAAUCACUCUUCUAAUAGAUUGAAUGAAGAAGUUAAUUAAGGAGAAUAUGAAAUAGAUAAUUAACAAAUUCAUAUUAUAUCUCCCUUGGAAUUUAAUAGAGGACCAUCAGAUGUUUUAUCUUCGUAAAAUGAAUCUUCUAGAAACUAAUAAUGGAACCAAAAUUUAGUUAGUAAGGAUUAAAAUAUAUAAUUUAAUGGUGAAUUUGAACAAGAUAUGGAAAACUCUUAAUCAAAGCAAAUUUCUUCUGUUUCAAAUUAGAAAAAUCAGAGAUCGGAUUUCAUGUAUAACUAAAGCAGCUAAAGCUUCCAUGAUAUCAAAGACAGUUCAAGAUAAUAAAUUGGAAAUAGUGGAAAAAUCGAUGAUUCUAGUAAAUCUAAUAAAAUAUAAAAGAAGCAAUACGAAUAUGAAGAUCCAGAUUAUGAUAACGAUGAUGAAGAAUUGCAACAAAUCAAGUAAAUUAGAGAUAUCGAACAACAAGCAUUGCUAAAUUCUACAAAUGCAAAUUUAAACAAAACAAAUAAUGUUUCAAUUAUUUCUAAUUAGCCAUUAAUUUUAAAUAACAAUAUAAGUAAAGAGUAAAUGCAACAGGCCGCUAUGCUUAUUUAAAAAGUCUGGAAAGGCUACUACACUAGAAUUAUUCUCGGCUAUCGUCUUUAACAGAUUUAAUAAGAAGAAAAUGAUGAAAGCUUUGACCUGACCGAAGAGUAAGAAGAUGAACUCUUGAAAAUGUAGAUACUUUAAUAUUUAUAAGAAAGCAAUGAAUAAUGGACUCAAGAAGAAUUUGAGGAAUAUUUCUUAAAGUUCAAGCAAAAAAAUGCUAUUGAAAAAGAAAAAAGGAGAUAAAAAAAGUAGCUCUAAAAGCAAGCUUAAAUGCAACAACAAGCAUAACAUUAUUAAUAAUCAGCUUCAGCUAAAAAGAGUGUUGUUAAUGAAAGCUAAAAUGAGAGAUCAGUCAAAUAAGAAUAUGAAAAUAAGUUACACGAUAGCUCAGAAAAUAAACACAUUGUUCAUUCCUCGAGCUCUUAUGAUCUUUAACACAUGGAUUCUAGAAAAAAACAAGAGAAUUCAUCUUAAGAAAAUGAAAUAGAAAAAAUCAUUUCAAAUUAGCAUCACUUACAUUUAAACUCUCUUGCUGAUCAAAAGGUUUCAACUUCAAAUAAAUAAACAGACGAAAUACUAAACACUGAUGAUUUACUCAUGGAUGAAGAAUAGUAUAUUAAAUCAGCACAGAGAUAUUAAUACAUUAAAGAAAACUAACCUCAUUUGAUUGACAAUUAAGUUGAAAUUAACUAUGAUGAACUUAUGAAGCUAGGUUAAAACCCUUCCAAAUUCAGUCCCGGAGAUCAUUAAAAAAUUUAGCAAUAAAAAAUGAAUAUCCCUUUCCAUCCAAUCGAUCCUAGGUAUCAAGCCCAGCAAAAAGAAAUGCAAAAGGUUUAGGAGUAAAAUACUUAUGAAAUGGAAAGCAGUGAGGGUCACCAACAAUAUGAUUACGAAGAUGAUUAAGAAUACGAAAAUGAAGAAAUAGAUGAUUAACAGAUUUUGAAUUUUUUGAAACAAGGAAUAAAUUUGAACCACUUAGGAGGUAAAGAAACAUUUGACAUUUAGAAUAAAAAGCUAAUAAUUUAAGAUGGAGAUGGACUUUAUGAAUUAGAUCUCUCUUAGUUGCCUGGUAUUAAUAAUCUCCAUUUCAAGGAAGAUUAAUAUGCCUAAUCUAACAGAGAUUAAUAAAAAUCUGGAUAAAAAUACAGUGAUAUAGAAGACUUAGAUUCAUAUUCUUAAAGGAACAAAUUAAAUACAAAAGAAGUAGGUUAAGGCGAGGAGGAAUAUGUUAAUUUUGGUAACGAAGAGGAUGAAGACGAUGAUGACAGAGAACUCGCAGAAAUUAACAACAAUAUUAAAUAAAUUGAAUCUACCAAUAAGGAGAAGGAAUUCAAUAAGUUGUAAAAUAUAUCCAAGAACAGAAAAGUUAAUCUAGGAAUAGAAAUUGAUGAUGAUCCAACUUACAAUGAUUCAGCUUAAAUAAACUUCUUGAAUAAUAAUAUUUAAAAUUAAGCAGCUAGCAAAAAGAGAGAGUAGUAACAAUUACCUAAUUAAGCAAAUAACCAAAAGAGUGUAAAUGGAUAAUUAUAUGAGAAUUAGUAAGCUGACCAAUCUCAGUAAUAAUCUUCUGCUAAAAGUAAAUAUGAGGGUGAAAAAAGUCAAGAUCACACAGGAGAAAAAAUUAAAUAAUACAACCACUACAUGGAAAAUUUGGAAUUUUCUGAGAAAAAGGCAGCUUCUGCUCAUCAAUAAUCUCAGUCUAACGACUAUAAUAAUAGUCAUAAUCAAGAAGGAGAAGGUGAGGAAGAAUUCGAAGAGUACGAAAUCGAUUUUGAAUAAUUGUUGAUGAAGGAUAAAUACUAAGACGAAGAAGGUAACAUUUUCAUAAUUGAAAACGGAGAUAAAAUUUAUUUGGGGGAAGAAGAAAUUGAAGCCUUAAAUGAAUAUGCUGCUUAAUUUAUGCAAAGUAAAAGAGUGAAAGAGGAUAAUUCUUUCGAAAAAGAUAAUGACGAAGAAGAAGUAGACGAAUAAGUUGAUUAUGAUGGUUAGCAUCAUUUAGAAGACUAAUAUGAUGACGAAUAAUUAGAUUAAGAAGAAGAAGAUGAAGAUAUCUAUGAUAACCAUAUUUAGAACUAAAUGAAUAAUUACCACAAUAGGGAUCAGUACGACGACGAAGAUGACAACCAUACUCCUGACGAAGCCUAUAAUGAAGAAACUCUAACUGAUUAAUAAUGCCUAUAAUAGGAAUAACCUGAAGCUAAUUUUAACAAAAUCGGCUCCUCUUCUUCUUAAAAUAAUAAAGAAAAACAAGAAUAAUAAAAUAUAUAAUAAUAAGCUAACUAAAAAUAAAUUAAUAAUUAAGAUAAUCAAAUAUAAACAACUUUCAACAAUUAAAAAAAUUAAAAUACAAAUAUUCACCAAAACGAUGAUGUCACUGAUAUUGAUUUUAUUGCUAAGCAACAACAACAACAAAAAUCUUUUUAAAAUUUUGAAAAUAAUUCUAUACAAACCCAUGAAAAUAUUAAUAAAAACUAAACAUCUUAACAACGUGAUGAGUUAUUAAAAGAGUUUUCUGUUUCUUAGCAUAGCGAAAAUUAAAUUUUUAACAACAGCAAUCAAAAUUAAAGUAUCAACAGCCAAGACAAUUUUUAGAAUGGCAAUAACUUAAAUAAAACAAAUCAAAAUAAUCUCAAUAUCUCAAAUUAAAAUAAUUUCAAUUUAAAUAAUUAAAAUUUCAAUAACUUAAUUUAAAUUAAUCCCAAUAGUAAUAGUUAAAAUUCUAAUAGUAGAAAUUAGAAUCUUAAUAAUAGCAAUUAAAAUUUUAACAGUCCCUAAAAGAGUUAAACCCAAAAUUUCAACAAUGAAAUAUUAAACAGUGAUUUCAAGCAGAAUGACUUAUCUUAAAUUUCAUAUAAUGAAUUCAAGUAAUUGCAAUCAGAUUUAAAAACAAAAUAGGAAUAAAUAAAAUAAUGGGCUGACAUUGUCAGUAUGCUAUAAGAAUACGAUUAGAAUAACCCACAGUCUCUCAUUGAACAAAUAAAGUUAAAAUCUUAACAGAACUUCUAAUAGCUGGCUAAUGAAUUAAAGAAUUAAGAGGGAUUAAGUCAAUAAAUAUUAGAAAGCCCUUAACCCUUAUUAAAGGAGUAAGAAAAAUCACCAAUAACUAAUGAUGAUAACUCAAAGAGCUAAAGAAGUGCUAAGAAAAAACUUGUGAUUGACGUAGAUAAAAUAGAAGAUGAAUUUCUAUAAAAAGUUAGGCAAUAAACAUUCUCUGCAUAAGAUAUGCAUUAACUUAAAAAAGAUCAGAAGACAAAAAGUUAAUCUUAACUGGUUUAAUCAUAAGAUCAAGUUAUCGAAUAUGACAGCUAGAGUUCAGAAGAUAUCACAUCAGCAUCAAAGCUCAAAAGAAAAUUCAUUUAGCAAAGGGGAUCUAACAUAGACUCACUAAUACCUUCUUUCUAAUUCUCUUCAAAAACUUUAAAAUCAAUGGCAACUCCUGGAAAAAUAAACACUGAUUCUGAAGAAAAUGAAGAUGGAAGCUCUGCUACUGGUAGUCUUUUUGAGGAGGCUCCUUUCCUUGUUUUUUAUCAAAAGUACCGUGAAGUAAUGAAAACUGAUUCUAUCAAUCAGAUAUUAAAGUUUAGAGAACAAGCUUUAAUCAAGAGACACAACAUCGAAGAAAAGAAUCUGAAAAAGAAUCUAGAAAUUAAUCGCAUUUCUCCCAGAACUUAUGACAUUAAGAGAUUAGAGCUUGAAAAAAUGGUCACAAAAGAAAGAGAGUAGAUUCAUAAAACAAGAUAAGAUAUCGAGAGGACUUGGAAUCAAACAGCUCAAACUAUAGCAAGAACUCAAAGAGAUCUCAUGUUUUUAAAAAAAGUAAAAGCUAAUCAAGAAAUGAAUCCCACACACACUCAUAAUCCUCAUUAAAUGCUUUUGCUUAAUAUGAAUACUCCACCUCCUUUGUUUACUGAGGGUAAUGAGAUUUUAAGUUCUCGCAACCCGAUGUACAGCAGCUAAAGCUCCAGUGCUUUUAAAUAAAGAAGAGUAUUGUUUAAAUCAGAAAGUGAAACAGAAACAGAAGGAAGCUGGAAACACUACAAUAGAAAUAUGAGAUACAAUUUAAAUGAUAUUAAAACACCUGAUAAUAACUAUAGCCAGAAUAUAGUUGUGAUUGAUUCUUAUGAGCCAAUUGAUAUUUCUAAAAAAAAUAACAAUAAAUAAUAAGAUAAAUCAAUAAAUUUCUCUAAAACUCUAGGUUCUACAAUCACAGGCAGUUUAGAUGAGAAUAAUAGUUAGAUAGUUAAUACAAAUCGUAGUCAUGCUAAAGUAGAGUAAAAUUCUUCAGCUAGAUAACGUAGCUCUUCUUUAACUUCUGAAAGGCUAAAAACUGAUUAAUCUUAAAGAAAAUAUAGUUCUGAGAAUUCAGAAGGCGAUGCUCACUAAAAUAAAAAAAAGGCUGAUUUAUUAAAUUAAGAUAAAGAUUUGGAUUAAUAUGAAGAUGAUUUUGAUGUUGACAUUAAUGAAGAUAUUGAUUAAUCAAGUGACUCUAAAAUUCUUUAAAAGAAACUUAAAGAAAUGAAUAUCCAAAAUUAAUUUGAAGCAGACUUUUAGGAUUUAUAAAAAGAGAGAGAAGAAUUUGAAGAAAAUUAUAAAGAUUUAGAUACAACAGAGAAGAAAAAUAUUUAUGAGAAAACUGAUUUUUCUCUGGAUGACUAGUAAGUCAGUUAAGAGAUUUUUGAUGAAAAAAAUAUUUACACUUCAUCUAGAAAGUUAUAUGAUGUUUUAAUCCAUAAGCAACCUGAAGAGUAUUUUAACUAAUUGCUUUAGUAGACUCCUGCUAAUAACGUUUAAGACAGUGCAGAUAGCAAACAAUUUAGUUAGGAAUCCAUCUAAGAUAGAGCACAAAAAUUAGUAAAUCAUACUGACUCAGAUGGUACAGAUUAAUCUAAAGAAUUUAAUAGCAUAUCAAGUUCUUAGAAAGAAGCAAAUAUCAUACAAAAGAAAUUGUUUAAUAAAAAUGAUCAAUUUGAGUAGGUAACUGCAAGCUAUGAUGCACCAGAAGUUGACUUUGAAAACUUAAGUGAAAACAGAUCUCUUGAUAUGAACUCAUCUGUUUUCUAAAAGACACCUGCUCAAAUAACUAAAAAUAACAAAAACGGUAUUAAAGGUAUUGGAUAACGCAACUAUAGAGAAUCUCAUGAAAAUGGAGAAUUCAGCUCAGAGAAUAUGUUUUGCUCUGCAUCAAGCAAUCUACAAGGAGUCAUACAAGAAAAAAAUGCUACUGUUCUUUCUAGCUUAGAUUGGGAGGGGUAGCUUAGUGCGAGAUAAAGCGCAGAAGAGAAUGAUUUAAAGCAUUCAGGAAAUAAAAUAUUGUAAAAUCAAGCAGCAGGACGAAAUCCAAGCACAUUUGAAAAGAAAAGUAACAAUAAUGCUCCAUAAGGCAACAAUAAUAUUUUGAUGGCUGAAGAGUUAGAUACAAAUAUUGAACAAUAUCAUUUAUAAAACACAAGUUACUAAAACCAAGUUUAAAAUCUCUGUGCUAAUUAUCAUAAUAAUUACUCUUUAACAGAAAGCAUAAACACUUGUUAUGGUUAAUUAAGUACUAAUAGUGCCAUUGCAUAAUAAAUAUAGUAAAGUAAUCAGAUUCAUUCUUCAUAUAAGUAAAUAUUCCCUAAAUCAUCUAAUAAAUCUUCAGCAGAGAAAUUCUCUGAUUUUAACUACUCUUCUUCAAAAGAAUGUACCUUAAACUUUGUUGAUGACCAAGAUACUGCAUAGAAGCAGAAGAGAGACUUGUAAACUUAGAAUACUCAAUAGUAAUAGCAAAAUCAAUAAGGAUUUAUCUACGACAUAUAAGAUGAUGAUUAUGAAAUAGAUCUUGAAUAUGAAGCUUCUGCAAACAAAUAAAAAUCUAUUGCCCCUCUUUAAAAAUCAGAUAAUAAAGGAAAGAUCUUAAACACUAAAUAAGUUCCUCUCUAAACACCAAUCGAAGAAGAAGAACUCACUUAAGGAAAAGAUGUAAAUAUACAAAAUUUAUCAUGCAAAUAUGACAGUGAAGUCUUUGUUGAAGAAUCUGUAGAUGAUUAAGAAAAAGACAUCUUAUAGUUUUCAAACCUAAUUAAUCCAAAUGCUAUUUAAAACAUGCAGCCUUUGAAUACUGUUGAAGAUAGUAUCACUGAAGAAAGUGAAAUAGCAGAAUAAGUUCACAUAAAGUAGAGUACUAGUUUACCAAAUAGAGAAAUAAAUGAUGAUGAACUUCCUUCAUCUUAUGUAACUAAAGACUAGUUCGUUGAUUCUUAAGAGAACUAAGAAGAUUAUGAUUAUGAAGAAAGUGCUUUAUCCGUUAAUGCAUUUAAUACUGAGCUAUAGUUAAAAGAAUUACAAUAAAAAACAGUUAAAAAUUAAAACGUAGAUUUCCUUUGUGAUGAUUUGAUUAAUAGUUUGAUGGACGAAGCAACAGAAGAAUUCAGUAAAAAUGAAGAAAUCAAAAGAAAGUUAAAAAAUUGCUCAGAAUAUUUCGAAACUCUUUAAUAAGCAUAAAAGUAUCAAAGCUAUUAAGAUCAAGAAAAUGAAGACGAGGAAGCAAUAAUCUAAGAAGAAUUAAGUAUAGCACAAAAAGAAUAUGGAUAACCUUCUUACAGCCUUAAAUAAAGAUUAAGAGGUAUUCAAACUUAAGUCUCUGCUAUUAGGGAAUACUUAUCUAAGCUUAGUGAAUACAUAAUUGAAAAUUAUUUGGACACAUUUGUGGAGCGUAUAAAUUAUAGUUUGGGUCCUACUGCUAUUGAGAUGUUAAGAUUUUUGCAUUUUACUGACUAAAAUAAUAGCUUAGAUAGCUAAUUAGAUAACUCUUCGGAUUUCUCAAUGCAGCAUUCAGCUGUACUUAUUACAGACUUGUAUUCUACUUUUGAAAUGCUUCUUCUCGAGGAAAAGAAAUAAAAGAAAUAAUAGUAAAAGCUUGAAAGAGAAUAGAAUGAAUAGUCAGAAAAUUAUGUAUGUGAUGAUACAGAUGAAGAAGAUAUUGUUCUCUCUGAAUAGCACAAAGUUAGUUUGAAAGAUAUCACUCAUAUCCACAAUAAAGUCAUUUUCGAUGCAUUUAACGAAGCUCUUGAUAACCAUAGGUUAUAUGGACUCAAAGGACGUCCAUUCCCAUGGAAAGUUGAUGCUACUAAAAUUAAUAAUGCUCCUAUUACCCAUGAUAAAGUUCCAUCAAUAUUAAGGAAAUCAGUGACUAAAGUUAUUGAAUGGGCUGAAUGCCAAUGCGGAUUUAUAUUUGACAGACCAGAUGCUUAACUACCUACAAACUAGACUCUGAAUGAAGAAUAUAUCUCUAAAAUAAAAGAAAAAAGACUAACUGAUAUGCUACAUUCAGAAGUUAAAGAAGCAGAAGAGAAAUGGAUCAUUUAUGAUGAUGAAUACACUGAAAUAUAAGUUGAAAUCUCAGAAUUGGUAUUUUAAGAACUGUUGUUUGAAUUCGAAGGCGAGCUAAGUAAAAUAAAUAAUAAAAAAUUAGGGCUCGAUUAGAAUAUUAAUAAUGAAAAUAAUAAUUGA
Molecule: messenger RNA, 11256 nt
Organism: Tetrahymena thermophila SB210
Lineage: Eukaryota; Ciliophora; Oligohymenophorea; Hymenostomatida; Tetrahymenidae
Product: IQ calmodulin-binding motif protein
Exons: 19
Molecular function (GO): protein binding
Source: RefSeq, a predicted model, not a curated record